Molecule: messenger RNA, 2741 nt
Organism: Cladocopium goreaui
Lineage: Eukaryota; Dinophyceae; Suessiales; Symbiodiniaceae
Source: the annotation of a GenBank genome assembly
UGAACAACAAUGCGUUUGGCCAUGGAUCAAUGGGAAGCAUGAGUCCACUGGAGAGGAAAGAAGCAGGUAACCAGCUCUUCAAGGAGGGCAAGUGGGAGGAGGCCCUGGAACAAUACACCUUUGGCCUGGAGAUUGCGGAGACUGCGGAGAACAUUCCUCCCGAUCAAAAAGGUUUGCUGCUGUCCAACAGGGCACAAUGCUUUCUGAAGCUCAGCGACUGGCAGAGAUCGUUGGACGACGCCAACGCAUGCCUGGCCUUGUUGCCGGAACAUGCGAAGUCCUUAGUCCGGCGCGGCACGGCAUUGGAACAGCUUGGGCGACGGGAUGAGGCCCUGCGGGACUUCGCCCAAGUGGCCCGGGCGGAUCCCAGCAACGUCCUGGCUGUGCAACAUGCGCGGAGGCUGCGCGAGGAGAUCUCCAUGCAGAAGAGCCAGCGAGAUGAUCAGUCGCUCCCCAGCCAACUGCUAGAGCGGCUCAACAGCGAUGAGGCUUUAGAUGCCUGCGAUCAGAUCCGCCGGGCAAUUCUGGAGAGACAUCAGGCCUUGGCGCUCCUGAAGCUGGAUGCCGUGCCCAAGCUUCUGGCCCUGGCCCUGAAAGCUGCGCAGCAGGAGCUGCGGAAGGCUGCUUUGCAAUGCCUUUGCAACAUGACUUCAGCAACGUUGGCGGAGGAUUGCCCUCCUGGAAUGCUGCCGGCUGCUGUGGAGAUAGCCAGGAAGCAGCUGCGCCAGCAGAUGGCCGGGAAGUUGCUGGAGCUCCGGCAGCUGUGCCAAGACCACGCAGGAUCGAUGAUUCAGCUGGCGCAUUUGCUUGGCCACUGCCAAGAGCUUGAAGACGAAGACGCCUUGGAAGUGCUUCGUACUGCCUUGGACUCGCCCGAGGAAUCCGUGCAAAGAGCCGCUUUGGUGGCUCUGCACGGCAUCUGCGACGCUCGGCGACUUCUGGGGUCCAAAGGUGCUGCGGUGGUCCCCAGCAGAUGCCUUCAGAAGUGCCUGGAGUCGGCCUUGCACAGCCCGCUACAGGACUUGCUGCAGGGGCUGCUGGCGGAGGUCUUCGCCCUGCUGGCGGAUGAUGAAGAUCGACCGGAGCAGAUGAAGGUGGACCUGGCACACUUUGGCCUUCUGGUCCUUGAGCCAUUCCUGCAAUCGGAGGACCAGCUGCUUCAGAGUAACGGCCUGGCGGGGCUCACGUCCUUGUUGGCGGCCAAGAGCAAGGCUGCCCAGUUGUUGCAGCAGUCGCAAGCUCCGCUGACGGCCAUGCUGCGGGCCCUGUCUUCACCAGGUACGGAGCCGUGGCAUUGCAAGGCGCAGAACCAUGCGGCCGAGUGCUUGUUGCUGGCGGUCUCGGAUGCCUCCACGCGACAGCGCUGGAUCGAGGGUGGAGGUAUCGAUGUGAUCUUGAACGCCUUCAGCAACUUGGAGAAGGGCAAAGAGCGGAACUUUGUGGAUGCCAAGCUGGUUGCAGUGCUUGCUAUCCUGGCAGCCCACAACAAGGAGGUCAGGGACGAGGUCUUUGAUCGGGUGGAUUUCAUGAUGGAAUUGCGCUACGCCCUAGAGGUGGCUCAGUCACGUGUCGCAACCGCCACCAGUAGCGAGGACAAACGGCAGGCGAAGCGCCUCUGUAGCGGCUUGUUCGAAAGCUUCGCGUGCCUCUCCAUCCAUGGCGAGUUUAAGGAGCUGCUCAUCUCGUCCAAGAAGACCUUGGCAGCACUGCAGGCUCUUGCGAAGGAGGAGGACCUGGGCGAUGCAGGGCUCAGUUUCUUCUUUGCCAUGCUCAUCUACAACCUCUGCAGGUCCCGGGACGACAAGAUGAGGAGAAAGACGGGCAACCCCAUGAUUGAUGAGUUGGGGUCCGACGAUCUGAAGGCCUUGGAAGAGUUCUACGAGCGCAUGCCGCCCGAGGCGCGGCCCGCGGUGAACGGCGAGGUGGACGCGGGCGAUGCGCAGCUGGCGGCGAAGAUGCGAAGCUGGUGCCUGCAACGGGAAGGCUCGGGCGCUUCACCGGUCGUUUCCAAGCUCUGUCGAUGUAUCCAGGGCAGCUCUGUGCAGUGCAAGGUUUUGGUGGCCGAGUCCUUGCGUUUUCUCUGCCAAGAUCAAAGUCAGCGGAAGUUCGUGGCUGCCAGCCACGGGCUACGCGCCCUGCUGGUGCUGGAGAAGGAGCCCAAAGCAACGGAGGCGGCGAGGCAAGCCUUGGCUCAGAUCCUCAUCAGCACCAACCCAGCUUCGCUCCAGUACCAGGAACAACUGGAUUCGGUGAGGCCCCUUUUGGAGAUGUUUUCCUCUUCCAAUGAGCUCUGCCAAUUCGAAGGUGCCAUGGCCUUGACCAACCUCCUCACCAGCUCGGAAGAGCUUCGCGGCCGUGCGCUGCAAGGUGGGGCGUGGAAUCUCAGCAAAGACCUGUUGUUCUCCGACAACGAGCAGGUGCAAUGUGCGGGACUGGAGGUCAUGUGCAAUCUCUCCAUGUCGCCGGAGGUCUUGGAGCGCUUUGUGGAUGGAAAAGCCUCUGUGGAACUGCAGCUCCUUGGAGCUUUUUGCCAGAGCGAGGAGCCACGUGCCAGCAUUGCUGCUUCUGGAGCGCUUGCGAUGUUGGCAGAUACUCCAGAGGUUGCUGAGCGGAUCGCUGAGUGCCAGCACUGCAUCACUGGUCUCUUGAAGCUCUUGGAGAGCCAGGUGGGGUCAGCUGUUUGGAGGUCUAGCCGCAGGAUGAACAUGGGCUAUGCCCAAAAUUGGCAGUUGGGAGAGUGA